AUGUCAAACUGUGAACUUUUAUACGUAAAAGGAAUGAAUCUUUCAGAAACAGAAGAUGAUGCCGCAGAAGAAGAUAUCUGGGAUGACAGAAAGCUAAAUGAUGCAUAUGACAAGGCUUUAAAAAUUGCCAAUACAGAUGUUGCAAAGCGUCUGGCAAUGUCCACAAAUACACAGCACUUGUCUAAAACUAACUCAGAAAAAGGUCAUCCGAAAAUCAAGAAAGAGACUGCAUCUCAAUCUGCAAGCACAAAAAAUGCACAGAAGAAAACUAUACAGUGGAAAGCUGGUAUGCCAUGCCGGGCUAUAUAUGAGGGAGACGGCCAGGAGUAUGAAGCUUUUGUAUUAAGGCUUAUAAGUGACCAGGAAUGUAUUGUCAGAUUUCUAGGAUAUGAAAACUCAGAGAUAGUUUCUAUAAGCACGUUAAAGCCAACACUGGGCAAACACGAGCGCACGCGUCAAAUACAGCAAGCAUUCUGUGACAAGGCAGACGAUGGGUUUGCGAGCCAGUCGCCUAUAGACAAUAUGGAAUGUAGUGACGUAGGAACCAGCCCUAGGAGCGCGGAAGGUUCAUUACAAAGAAAAAAGAAAACACCGAAAAAGAAAAGAAACCAAAGGAUGACGAACACCUUACCUGAUUUGCCAACGCAAAUGAUCCACCCGGAUAUGUUGGGAAAUCUGGGCUCAAUGGACAUGCCUCUCCCACCUCCACCUCCAAUAGGGUUUACAAACGACCACUCAGAUUCUGAAGAGCAGGCAAUAUCCUCAAUGUUGCUCAGCUGGUACAUGAGCGGUUACUACACUGGACUUUAUCAGGGAAUGAAAAGAGCGAAGGAGAAUCGAAGAAAUUUGACGCAUUAA
Messenger RNA from Parnassius mnemosyne (clouded apollo), 858 nucleotides. The record is from the annotation of a GenBank genome assembly. Lineage: Eukaryota; Metazoa; Arthropoda; Insecta; Lepidoptera; Papilionidae.